GCUGUUCUCAAUGACGCUCCGCUUUUAUUGUGAAGGACUAGGCCGGAAGCGAUGUUGUUGUUGUUGGCGGAAAAAGCUAACCGAGUUGAUAUGGCGGAGUAACAGACAAUAACAGAUGGCUUCUGACGGCAGUCUGAGGCGGAUGGAGCGGCGGCGUCCAGCCCGGGGAGACGUUUGUCCUCUGCGGUGUAAGUCUUUAAGGACGAAUGCCAUCUUCAAACAGGAGAGAACAGCUGAAGUAAACUGUGACGUCAUGAUGACACGUGAACACGUCAGCUGUUUGAAUAAAGUUUGGUUGAAUUCCCCCAUCGACGCGUUGACCAGUGAGGCCAGCGAAGACGAGCUGGGACGACUGGACAUCGACCUGGACAGGAAGUCCAGACAGCUCAACCUGACGUCCAGCAACGUGCGCGCCAUCCUGCACGAGGUGAUUACCCAUGAGCGCGUGGUGGCCAUGAUGAAAACUGCCAUCAGAGACACUCAGGACCUGCCCAUGUUCGAGCAGCAGAUGACUCGAUCCAAACUGAAACAGGCCGUUCAGCAGGGACAGCCACUGAACUGGAGUCUGUCAGCCAUGAACACAGCCACACUCAAGCCUCCUCAGUUUGUGGACAUCGAUCUUGAGGAGGAUGAAGACUCGUCAGAUGAAGAGUAUUGUCCAGAUGAGGAAGAGGAGGAGGAGGAAGACACAGCCGAGGAGACCUUCCUCAGUGAUGCAGACAGCUUGACUUCACCUCCCAGAAAGCAUCAGGGCUCUCAACCCAAACAUCUGGCAGACCACAGGACCAAUGAACCCCCACAGAGAUCUACAGGACACCUGGGGGUACAGGUGAUGACCUCUGCCUGCGCUUCUCAUCACCUCCUCACUGCUCCUGAGUCUUCCUUCCUGGAGAGACUGAAUGCUGUGGAGGAGGAGCUGGACUGCAGCCCUGCUUUCACCUAUAAUCAGUCUCUGGAAAGAAAAGCCGAUGAUGAUGGUGAUGGUGGUCAUGAAGGCUCCAGCGGUUUGGCGUACCGCACACGCUCCAAACUACGUCUGGUUAACGUUCCUCUGGGUCAGCUGGAGGCGGAGCUUCUGGCCCCUGACAUCACCGCUGACAUGUACGAGCAUAGCGCUGCCCAGCGGGAGGAGGACCGUCAUUGGACGAAGUGGCUGCGGGGUCUCAUGGCCCCCGACAGUGAAGAGGAAGCCGAUGACGAUGACGACCCAGAGUACAAUUUCCUGGAGGACCUCGAUGAACCCGACCUGGAGGACUACAGGACAGACCGGGCUGUACAGAUUACCAAGAAAGAAGUGAAUGAGCUGCUGGAGGAGCUCUUUGAUACACUCCAGGAGGAGGAAGCAGCAGCUGAGGAGCAGCAGGAGGAGGAGGUGCCGUCACAGAAUGGACCCAAAUUCAACAUCCCGCCAGCUUUACGUUUUGAAGCACCGUUAGCCAGCAUGUUGACAGAGCGACGGCGAACGGUCAGGAAACAGUAUGAAGCUCUGCAGCAGAGGAGAGCCCUGCAGGACACGACCAAUCAUCAGCGUGAAAACACAAACCUGAAGGACAUGCCCAGCUCACAACCUGACACCGUCACCGCCGUCUUAGUCCUGCAGAGCCGGGUCUACCCCACUCUCCGCCUGGACCACACCCAGAAAUUGCAGCUGCAGCAGCAGAUACAGCAGCAUGUGCAGCUGCUGACUCAAGUUCACCUGCUGACUCGCCAUGUGGACGCCCUGAACCACGAAACCAGCAUCACCAAACACUACCUGGAGGAGCUGCAGCAGUUUGCCGGACGUCGGGAGGAGCUUCUUCUCUCCAGCAGUUUCAGAGUGUGUAACCUGCAGGAGGCGCUGGAUCUCCUGCAGGAGGAGGAGCAGAGGGCCGAGCCUCCUGCUCCUCCUCCUACUCCUGCUGCCUCUGGACGCUGGCUCCCCAGGAUGACUCCUGCGACCAACAGCCUCGCUUUCCCUCUGAUGCCCGCCGAUGCGGCCUGGCUGUUCGCCACACGUCCUGUCUUCCUUUACACAGAACUUCUUCCUGUCUGCUGUCUGGACCCCACCAUCCAGACCCGACAACGGCGGAGUGUUUACACCGCAGGAGAGGACGGUUUGAUUGUCCUGGGUCUGAAGCACUUCGAGGGGGCGGUCCAGUCGGAUCAGCUGAUCAGCACCUUCCUGCUCUGCAAGACUCGGUGGAACUUCAGGAAACACGUCAGAGAGAUGAGCGGGCCAAGAGCACCGCACGGCAGCGUCAUCAAGACAUUCCUGACGCAGCGAGUCGUCCCCCCGCUGCCGCUCGCCUGCAGCAGAGUUCAUCUGGGAGAGCAGCACCCCCCGGUGGACAGAGACACCGCCAACAUGCCAAACUGGCUCAAGAACAGUCAGCUGAUCAUCCAGAAGACCCUGCUCACCUCCACCUGUUACCCCCCCUCCCUCCCCUCUGGCUGCACCCUCAGGCUCCACCCCCACUGGCUCAACAAGUCAGGCCACGCCCCUCCCCCCUCCCACAGACGCCUCUUCGCCUUGGCCCACAAUGCAUCUCUGCUGCCUCUCGCCAAAGCCCCAGCAGACAGAAAGCCAAUCAGCAUCCUGCCCCUCCCCCCUCCAGGUGUCACGUUACUCUCUGACCCCCCCACUUUGUCAGGAGUUCUGCCUCCCACUUGUGGGGCCGUUCCCACAGUACCUGCCCAUCCCGUGUGUGCUGACAUCAUCCCGUCCUGCCUUCCUAUUGGCCAGAGGACGCAGAAGAGCAAAAACGGCAUCCCCGUCUUCCUCCCCCUGCCCUCCCCUCCCAACCCUGACACUACAAAUCCCAGAAUGCCAUGCUCAGCUAACGCUGUGAAGCCUGGGUACAUCCUCCUCCAGAUGGUGUGGACUCCACCCACUGUCACCCCCCAGCAUGCUCUUGGGCAACAGCUCCACGGAUCAAUCAAGGAGGAGCAAGAGGAGGAGAGACAGGUGGGGGAGGUGAGACAGGUGGGGGAGGAUAGUUCAGCUUCAACAUCAACACUGAGCCCGGCGUCCUCCUGUGCAGGAGAGCAGGAGGAUUGGACCCCUUGGGGGGUCUGUUUGAACGGAGGAGGGGAGGAUGAGGGGAGGGAGGAAGCAGGUGGGGUAGGAGAGGGAGAGGACGAGGAGGGACAGAGGGAGGACGGGGGAGGAGAGGGGGAGGACGAUGAUGGAGACAAAGAUAAGGAUGAAGAUCAGGACCGGCAGGGUGAGGAGGAAGAGGAGGAGGAUUUUGAUGACCUCACACAGGAUGAAGACGAGGAGGAAGUGAUGUCAUCAGCGUCAGAGGAGUCUGUGCUGUCUGUUCCAGAGUUACAGGAGACCAUGAAACAACUGACCUGGCUGGCGGCGGAGCAGCGGCUCUGUGCAGACGGCGACUCGGAGGAAGACCACUCUCCGACCUCAGCUGGCUCUCAGGAGGAGGAGGAGGAGGAGGAAGAGGAGGGGCCUAAAGGGGAGGAGUCCGGAGAGGGGGGGAGCAGUAAGGCUGGAGGAGACGAGGAGACGCCGUCAGGAGAGGGGACACCCAGAGGAGGAGGGAGAUGUCCUGGACGAGGACGAGGUCAAAGCCGACCUCUUCGCGGUCUGAGGCGGAGUCGCCAGGGGCGUCACAGUAAAGACGCCGCCAAACUGUUACUGCUGUAUGAUGAAAACAUCCUGAACAACGACCCACACAGAGAGAGCAAAGAUGUGGCGUUUGCCCAGGGUUACCUAAACAGGGUGCGUGAGGCGCUGCAGGACGUACCUGGACAGGUAGAGGAGUUUGUGUCUCUGCUGAACAACUUCGAGGAUGUGGGAGAAGGACAGGAAGUGAGGCUGUUGUUCAGGAAGCUGCGCUGCAUCCUGGGAGACCGGAUGGACCUCCUCAGAGAUUUUGCAGCUUUCCUGCAUCCUGAGCAGGCGCUGCAGUGUGGACUGUUUGAGGAACAGCAGGCGUUUGAACGCAGCCGUCGUUUCCUGCGACAGUUAGAGAUCAGUUUUGGAGAUAAUCCGUCUCAUUAUCAGAAGAUCAUCAAAGCUCUGCAGACCGGUCCAGACCUGAGUCCAACCAGCAUCCACGAGCUGAAGGCUCAGAUGGCCAUGCUGCUAAAAGGCCACACCCAUCUCCAAGCUGAAUUCUGGGUAUUUUUUGACGAACUCCGCCCCACUCCGGCCCGCCCGGGACAGUUUGAAGAAGCUCAUUGGCCGGAGGACGGGGGCGGGUCAGACUGCGGAGAGGGCGUCGGCCUUUUGUCGGGAGGUGGAGUCGGCAGCGGCUUUGAGGAAGUGACGCUUCCAGAGCUGGAGGAAGAAGAGGAGGGGCAUAAGAUCCAACCAAUUACGAGCCGGCGACAGAGGAGGAAGCUGGACGCCCACAGAAACUACAAGGACUGUGAUUGGUCAGAUAACCGCAGACACCGCAGGAAAGGAUGCUCCCACUGCCACGGCAACAAGACCCCAGGGGGCGUGUCCAGAGCCAUGAAGAGUCUCGACCCUCUGUACGCUCAGAUAAGCCCCGCCCACGAUGACCGAGGGGACAAAGACCUGAAGGGGAUCGAGGACAGCCCACCGCCAGAUCGCACUGGUGCAUCAUGGGAAGGCUCGUUCCCUCUGAUGGAUGAGGAGGAGGAGGAGCUGGAUGACGAUGAAGAGGAUGAAGAUGAAGAGGAGAGAAAGACCACUGAGAAUGAGCCGGGCCCAACAGUGAAGAGGAGCAGGAGAGAGGAAGAGGGAGGCUGCAGAGCCUCCUCUGUCACCCCUAACACCUCCUCAAACCCCUCAACCUUUUCUAUUUUCUCCAUCACCUCCUCUUCCUUCCCCUCUACCACCUCCUCCUCCAUGAUCUCCUCUCUCUCUGUUCCUCCUCGGCCCAGUCCUCUUCCUGACCUCCCCGUCUGUGCCAAGAACAUUUCUCUGACAGCAAGCGGAGAGAAGGUCAUUCUCUGGACCAGAGAAGCGGACCGAGUCAUUUUGACGACGUGUCAGCAGGAAGGAGCCAAUCAGAGCACGUUCCAGGCCGUCUCAACGCUUCUCAGCAACAAAACUCCGAGCGAGGUCUCUCGCCGGUUUCGAGAUUUGAUGCGUUUGUUUCGGACGGCGGCUCGUCAGACCGGCUCCGAGGACGAGGCUCUGCCCACUGAGCCGGCAGCAGCCUAUGAGGAAGCAGACUGAUGAAAACCAAUCAGAAGAGCCGCAGGUUGUUUGAUAUUCGCAGGAUUUUUAUUGUGAAUGGAUUCAGAGAUGUUUUUUACUGUAAAUAAGAAAAUAUCAGAUUAUUUAAUGUUUUUCUAAAGAGAGGAUUUUUUUUUCCUUUUGCAAUAAAAUAAGUUUUUCAUGAA
Cottoperca gobio is the source of this 5313-nucleotide messenger RNA. Its product is annotated as GON-4-like protein. Gene Ontology annotation, cellular component: nucleus. The record is from RefSeq and is a predicted model, not a curated record. The coding region runs from base 116 to 5146 and encodes 1676 amino acids. Gene Ontology annotation, biological process: regulation of DNA-templated transcription. Gene Ontology annotation, molecular function: transcription coregulator activity. NCBI's taxonomy places the organism in Eukaryota, Metazoa, Chordata, Actinopteri, Perciformes, Bovichtidae. The transcript is spliced from 29 exons.